Carassius gibelio (silver crucian carp) is the source of this 4835-nucleotide messenger RNA. RefSeq names its product adhesion G-protein coupled receptor G6. The transcript has 26 exons. Gene Ontology annotation, molecular function: laminin binding; G protein-coupled receptor activity. Bases 247 to 3945 code for a protein of 1232 amino acids. The record is from RefSeq and is a predicted model, not a curated record. NCBI's taxonomy places the organism in Eukaryota, Metazoa, Chordata, Actinopteri, Cypriniformes, Cyprinidae. Gene Ontology annotation, cellular component: membrane. Gene Ontology annotation, biological process: heart trabecula formation; cell surface receptor signaling pathway; myelination in peripheral nervous system.
CACAUUUUUGUCUAGUAAACUCUAGCUAACGCUUUACCCCGCAUCUGUCUGCUCGGAAAACAGCUUCAUCUACCAAAAAUAACUAGUUCAGUUAAUUUAAGAAUAUCCCCGAUGAUGAUGUGUGUUUACUGAGCAUCUGCGUGGCGCGUGAGCGUGGAUGGUGAGCUGCCUCUCAGAAUUAUCUGAAGUUCUUCAAAAAAGUAAGAGAUAUAAUGCUUCUUCAACGAGACGAGCUUCAAUGAAACAAUGAUUUCGUUCAUCAGUGCUAGGUGGUGGAGAUGGAAGUUCCAGAAUACUCUCGCAGUUUUCCUGCUGCUGAUCUGCUUUUUGGUCCCAGUAGCACAGAGCUGCCAGAGUAGCGUCAACUGCACUGUGGUGCUCACCGACUCCCAGGGGUCUUUUACCUCCCCCUGCUACCCCAAUGACUACCCAUCCAGUCAAGCCUGCAAGUGGACCAUACAGGCCCCAACAGGCUUUAUAGUGCAGAUCGCCUUCCUAGAUUUUGAGCUUGAGGAAGCACAAGACUGCAUCUAUGACCACAUCAAUAUCAGCACUGGCACGAGUGAUGCCAAAUUUUGUGGCUUAACACCCAAUGGACUAACUCUCAACUCCAGUGACAAUGUGAUGGAGGUUUCCUUUAAAUCAGACUUUAGUAUCCAAAAGAAAGGCUUCAAUAUCAGUUACAAGCAAGUGGCAGUGCAACUGAGGAACCAGAAGGUCACAAUACCAAAAAGCAGCAAGAAUGUAGUGAGAGUGUCCAAUUCAGUCUCCAUUCCUGUUCUCACUGCAUUCACUGUGUGCUUUGAGAUCGCCCGCACAGCCCAGAAGAGCACAGAGACCAUCUUUACCUUGUCUGAUGCCUCUGUGACAUCCAUAUUGGCAUUUGAGAAGACCGUGAGAGGCAUGGAACUGUUCAUCGAUGGUUCCAUUUGCUCCGUAAAUGACCUGCUCACCAGCUCAGACAUCACAUCCAGCAUGACACCCAUGUGCCUCACCUGGACCAAGUCUACUGGCCUUGUUGCAGUGUACUUUGGAGGCCGAUAUCGAGCCAAAACCUGCGCAACUUCUCAGAUUUACACCUUGCGGAGUGGGGGAGUCCUCCAGCUUGCAGGAAAAGGGUCAAGCUCGGUCAGUGUGGACGAUCAGAAUUUGGAUGGCUUCAUAUACAAUUUCCGAUUAUGGGAUUAUGCCAUGCCCUACUCCGAGCUGUUGGCCCUCAAGUGUGAUGUUGUGGGAAACAUCAUCGACUGGGAACAGCGCUACUGGACUAUCCCAGGCAGUUACACACAGACCGACAGCACACUCAGCUGCAUCUGUUACCCAAAUUGCAUUCACUUAACAACUUCAACUAGUGGCACUGCCUUAGCAACUCUUUCCCCGGGAACCAUGGGUUGUGCUUCCCCUGGACUUGGCUGCCCAGAGGAUAUUUUUUACAGAGUAUCCCUUGUGGUAACUGAUGUACAAGCAAACACCCCAGACAGAGAUGCUAAGACGAUGAUAUCUCAAUGGCUCAAUCAAACAUUUCAAAACUGGAUCUACAGAGUUUAUGUUGAAGGUGUCAGAGCCACAACUAUACGACAAACCUACAUGGCCCUGCUGGUGUAUAAGAAUACCACUGAUGCAAGUCUGGCAGAAGCAGAGAUUGAGAACAAACUGAGAAGUGCCCCUGCAAUUGGAAAUGGCUUGAUAUUGGACAGUGUGACUGUGAAAUUAAUGGAAAACUGUCAGGCAGAGGAGUUCCCAUUCCAUUACAGAUGGCCACAGAGCAGACCCACAGUCACCCAGUAUGUCCCCUGCUUCCCUUACAAAGAACAAAACGCAUCCAGGACUUGCAUGAUUAACCAGUAUGAUUAUACAUCAUAUUGGACCCUGCCGGACCGUGGAAACUGCACUAAUAUAACAAACAUUUUAGUUUCACAAGAGAAUGCAAUGGAAGUGGCCGUGCAGCUCGCUGACAUCACUAAUAAUGAGCUCUCUAAGGAGGAGGUGACAGAGAUUCUCAUCAAGUUGAAGGAACUUGUGAACAUUGCCAAAAUCAACGCCACCCUGGCCAGCACUGUGGUCACUAUCAUCUCCAAUGUCAUGAGCAGCUCAGAGGCCGCUCAAAAGGACGCCUCAGAGACAGCUCUCAGAGCAGUGGAUGAAUUGGUGCAGAAGAUUGAGUUCGAUGGACCCUCACUAGCCAUCAAAUCCAAAUAUCUGGCUGUUGGAGUUUCUGCUCUAAACAUCAGCAAUUUUAAUGGGACAACUUUCAGUGCUUUUAUAGCCACAAACCAGACAUACCCUCAGAUCGAUUUUGAGUCAGAAGCCCAGAAUGCUUUGGCUGUGGUCACUUUACCUCCAACACUACUGCACAACUUGAGUAAUACGCAAUUAGAAAGAGUGUCCAGAAUAAACUUUAUGUUCUUCAGCAAGACAGGACUCUUUCAGCACUUUGGAUGGCUCAUGGCUCGGCAAAGCAAUGGCAUGUCCUUGAACAGCUAUGUGGUGGCUAGCAGUGUUGGUAACUUCACAAUCAAAAACCUGCAGGAUCCCGUCAAAAUAGAGAUUGCCCAUCUGGAGUACCAGAGAAAUCCGAAGCGUCUUUGUGUGUUUUGGGAUUUCACCCUUCAAAGUGAAGGUCACAUAGGGGGCUGGAACAGUGAAGGCUGCGAGGUCAGUUCGGAGUCCAACAGCAACAGGACCGUUUGCUUGUGUAAUCACCUCACACACUUUGGCAUUCUAAUGGACAUUUCUGGAGCUUCUGCACAGAUAGAUGAGAAGAACAACAGGGUUCUCACCUUCAUCACCUACAUCGGCUGUGGCAUCUCAGCCAUUUGUUCCGCAGCAACACUGCUCACAUACAUCGCUUUUGAGAAGCUGCGGCGAGACUAUCCCUCCAAGAUUCUGAUGAAUCUCAGCACGUCACUGCUCUUCCUCAACAUGGUGUUUCUUCUGGAUGGCUGGCUGGCCUCGUACAACAUUGAGGGAUUGUGUGUGACAGUGGCGGUUUUUCUGCACUUUUUCCUUCUCUCUUCCUUCACCUGGAUGGGUUUAGAGUCCAUCCAUAUGUACAUUGCCCUGGUCAAGGUCUUCAACACCUACAUACGGCGAUACAUCCUCAAGUUUUGUCUCGUGGGAUGGGGUGUACCUGCUUCAAUUGUUGGCCUAGUGUUGGCUGUGGACAAAAAUUCUUAUGGAAAAAACUUUUAUGGAAAAGGAGAGAAUGGACAGGGCACAGAAUUCUGCUGGAUUCGUAGUCCGGUUGUAUUCUACGUGACGUGCGUGGGCUACUUUUCCAUGAUCUUCCUAAUGAAUGUUGCCAUGUUCAUCGUGGUCAUGAUGCAGAUCUGCGGCCGUAACGGCAAGCGUAGCAACCGAACACUUAAAGAGGAGAUGUUACGUAACCUGCGCAGUGUGGUCAGCCUGACUUUCUUGCUGGGCAUGACCUGGGGCUUUGCUUUUUUUGCCUGGGGUCCAGUCAGCUUGGCCUUCAUGUACCUCUUCUCCAUUUUCAACUCCCUACAGGGAUUAUUCAUAUUUGUGUUCCACUGUGCCCUGAAAGAAAAUGUACAGAAGCAAUGGAGGAGAUAUUUGUGCUGUGGAAAGUUCCGCUUGGCAGAUAACUCUGACUGGAGCAAGACUGCCACUAAUAAUACCAAGAAAGUGAGUUCAGAUGACUUGGGAAAAUCCCUCUCCUCCAGUUCCUUUGGCUCUACUACGGCCAACUGGACGUCUAAAGCCAAAGCCACACUAAAUCCCUUUGCCAGGCACGGUAAUGCAGGUAAAGGUUUCUCCAGUCAGAGCAGUCCCAAAUGCAGCCCUUCUGACGUAGAGGCUUCCUCGUCCAUUCUCCCCGUCCACCAGGUCCUGGACAAGGUAAAAGGCUACUGCUCCGUACGCUCGGACAACUUCUACAAAAACAUUAUCAUGUCAGACAGCUUUAGCAGCAGCACUAAAUUCUAGUGAGAGGAGGCUGAGAAGAAGCCCUGUUGUUUCCCACAGACUUACCUUAUGUGUAAAAGACUAUGCUACAUAUUGAAUUAACCUUCCAAGCCCUUCCACCCUCCACGAUUGGAGUAGAGAAACACAUAAACUUGUAGAGAGAGCAAGGGUGGAAUUGACAUACUGUGAUAUUCAGCUUAUAGUGUGAUCUGUAAAUAUUCAUAAUAUAUUUUACUAUUUGGGCUUUUUCUAAUUUAGGUUUUGCAUACUCUUUUUGCACAUUACUUUGGUUUUUUGUAUAUAUAAAUGCAUAAAUGCUUGCAAUGGCAGAAAAAAUGGGACCAUGUCACAAUCAAAGACUGAAUGACAAACAUGAGGAGUAAUACUUGUGAAUUCUGCCUUGGUUUAGCUUUUUCCCAUUUUCACUGUACAUUAGUGAACCUUUAAUACUUUUAUUUUUUCAUUAUUUAAAUGCUCUCUAUUUUAGUCUUCACAUGAUCUACUACUGAUAAACAUGUUACAGAAAUGUUUUGUUUGUUUUUACAGUGUGAUCAUUGUUCAGUUGUUUCAGUGCAUAGUUUUAUGAAACUGCUCUAACAGAAGGGCAGAACAUUGAGAUCAGUCUUCUGCAAUUUGACGGUGGGAUGAAAAACAACAGCUAUACACCAAAUCUAACAUGUUCAGAUCUUCCCGUUGCUGUAGUUUAAUGACUUUGCUGUUUUGACUUGGUAUUUAUUUUUUAAUGCUUUUAAGAGAUUUCUAUGCUUCACUGAAGAAAUUGUCACCUGUGGAAAUGCUUACUUAGGGCUAUCCAGUUUGCUCUGGUCAUCAGUGUAGAUCAUCAUUGUAUAGCGGUUAUGGAUGCUUUAUGAAAAUGUGACAUCCUGCAUAUUAAAUGCACUUAAAACAUC